This is a messenger RNA of Oryza sativa Japonica Group (Japanese rice), 768 nucleotides long. Its product is annotated as protein NOI4. Gene Ontology annotation, cellular component: plasma membrane. The record is from RefSeq and is a predicted model, not a curated record. Lineage: Eukaryota; Viridiplantae; Streptophyta; Magnoliopsida; Poales; Poaceae.
CUUUUCCACUUCGAUUCCUCUCCCCUUCCCCCUCCUCUUCCUCCCUCUCCUCUCCUCUCCUCUCCGCCGCUGCCGCUGCUGCUGCGUGCUCCUCUCAUCCCCGUCUCUUCCCCCUCCGCGCGCGCCGCCCACUCGCUGGGAGGAGGAGGAAGAGGAGACCUUCCCCGGAAUUCGUGCUCGCCGGAUCGGGCUCGCCGCAAUCCAUGUCGGAGGAAGCAGGUCGUCCCUUGCCCAAGUUUGGUGAAUGGGAUGUCAACGACCCAGCGUCCGCUGAUGGAUUCACAGUGAUAUUCAACAAAGCCAGAGAUGAGAAAAAGGGUGGGAAUGGGCAAGAUACUGAUUCACCCUGCAAAGAAACUAGGACUGAGAGGGUGGAAUCAUAUGCCCCCAAGACAAACUCGAAGAAAUGGUUUUGCUGCGUGACAUCCAGUCCUACACAAUCUUGAUGAAAACGAGUUCCAUGGGUUGCAAAAUUACUAUCCUUUAAUUUUGCUAUAUACAUACUAUCCAUAAGACCUUUUAGAGAUGCCCAGACUCUACUGCGGUGCUAGAUUGGGCAUCUCUUAAAACUUUGAGGUGUGUGUAUGUAUGUGUGAGGGUUAUCAGAUGCACAUUCGGAUAAAUGAACUUCUGAUUGUAAUUCUAGCCUUCCGUCCUGUGACAUUCUGUGAUGUAGUCGUUAUUCAGUGAUAUAAUGAAUCUCACCUAUUGAUAUAACUGCACACUGUUUCUCUUGCUUUCCGAGGAAACAAACACUGUUUUACCAAA